Ornithorhynchus anatinus (platypus) is the source of this 1148-nucleotide messenger RNA. It is a transcript of the gene FGF23, whose product is annotated as fibroblast growth factor 23. Gene Ontology annotation, biological process: regulation of cell migration; positive regulation of protein phosphorylation; animal organ morphogenesis. Gene Ontology annotation, molecular function: type 1 fibroblast growth factor receptor binding; growth factor activity. The transcript is spliced from 3 exons. NCBI's taxonomy places the organism in Eukaryota, Metazoa, Chordata, Mammalia, Monotremata, Ornithorhynchidae. Bases 1 to 738 code for a protein of 245 amino acids. Gene Ontology annotation, cellular component: cytoplasm. The record is from RefSeq and is a predicted model, not a curated record.
AUGGCCACGCUCCCGGCCCGGCCCCCCUUCCUGCUCUGGGUCCUUGGGAGUCUGGGGGCGGCCGCCGGCUCCCCGCCCUCCUUGGCCGGGCCGAGCUCGGCCUGGGGGGCGUCGAGCCCGGCCUGGGGGGCCCUGACGCACUUGUACACGGCGACGGAGCGGAGCGGCGUCCACCUGCAGAUCCGCAAGGACGGACGCGUGGACGGGACGCCCCGCCAGACCGUCUACAGCGCCUUGUCGAUCAAGGCGGAGGACGCCGAGACGGUGGUGAUCACGGGGGUGAAGAGCGGGCGCUACCUGUGCAUGCAUCCCCGCGGCCACGUCUUCGGUUCGCACUCCUUCAGCCCCGAGAGCUGCCGCUUCGCGCACCGGCGGCUGGAGAACGGCUACGACGUGUACCUCUCGCCCUCGUCCCUCCUCCUGCUCAGCCUGGGCCGGGAGAAGCGCGUCUUCCAGCCGGGGGCCAACCCGCCGCCCCUCGCCCAGUUCCUGCCCCGCCGCAACGAGAUUCCUCUGGUCCGCUUCCACACCCCCGCGCCCCGCCGGCGACACACCCGACAGGCGCCCCCGGACGCCAACGACCCCUUGGUCAGCGAGGUGGUCCACGCCGUGGGGGCCGCCCGCCGGGCCCCGCCCGCGCCCCCCGACCCGGCCCACAGCCCCCGGCCCGACCCCGGUGACCCCGCCGGCGUCCUGCACCCGUGGCCCGCCUAUCCCCGCGCCCACCCCGCCUCCUAGCCCACGGCCGGCUGGGCCGGGACCCCCUCCUCACCCCCCAUCCCGCUCUCCCUCCCUCCACCGUGGCCCCUGGGCAGCCCCUUCCUCUUGAGAAGAUCGGGGCUCCCACCUGCCCCCGUACCCUGGCCCCCUGGGCGACAGCAUGGGGGGGGUUGCGUGACUCAGUGUCCCCCCCUCACACCCCCCGAGCUGCAGGACAGCAACCGGGGCACAGCUGGCGAACACAGACCACCCCCCAGCCCUGCCCCCUUGCUCACUGGUAGGAAUAUUUAUUUAUUUAUUUGGACGGUAGCGCCUAGCCCGGGUAUCUAUGGAUAUUUCAAAUGCUGUAUCGCUGUCUUCGACUUGGGGAGGCUUAAAAGGAGAAAUAAAUGCCGGCUCCCCUUAUUGGGCCCCUGAAGGCACCUGGA